Messenger RNA from Odontomachus brunneus, 5316 nucleotides. RefSeq lists its product as uncharacterized. The transcript has 2 exons. The record is from RefSeq and is a predicted model, not a curated record. NCBI's taxonomy places the organism in Eukaryota, Metazoa, Arthropoda, Insecta, Hymenoptera, Formicidae. Bases 504 to 1487 code for a protein of 327 amino acids.
UUGAGGAAAACAAUCCUGAGAUUUUCGUACGUAAAAUACCUUCUUCUUCAAUAUAUUGGCUAGAAACGUCCGAGCUUUGCUCCAAUUACCAAUCUUGUAAAAUACAUGUAUAGUAAAAUAUAUAGUUGGUAAAUUUUACUAUACAUAUAUUUUACAAGCACUUUUACACGCACUUUUUUCCUUCAAGACGUACGGAAAUUAUAAUACUAUGUUUAUUAUUUAUUUGUUAUUAUACUUGCGUUUAUUAUUACAUUAUACUAUGUUCUUUUCGCCUUCCUCCGUAUUCUGUAUUGUGUGAAAAUUCACGGUGCCCUCGCGGGAGGUGUUCCACCUUCGUCCCAGUGCAGUACCAACGCAGCUGGAGAGAAAUAAAUCGCGGUGGCCAUGGGGACUGUGUAGUCGUUCUUGGUGCUCUCCGGUCGCUUGUUUUCCUUGUUUGUUUUUAGUUCCCUCCGGGAUUAUCUUUUCGCUGUCGAGUUCCCUGGAAUUCGACUCAACGCGACAUGGCUACGAUCGAUUCUGCAAGCCGUUUGAUUUCAUUGCUAUGCUUUAUUGUGGUGCUAACCUCGUCUGUCAUUGCUGUUGCGGGACCAGAUGGUACGUCUUCGGCCUUGCCACCUUUGAGCCAGGAUCCUCCGUCCAAAUCAUCCUCGGCGACAAUCGAAGAACACCCAUACAGUAAUGUCGCCGACGAUAAAAAAGUACCAAAGGAUCUUGCAAGUACAUCAAUGAUGAUAGAAGGAGGACCAAUAUUAAUACCUACAACCACCCAACAACAAGCAAACACCAAGAUUGUGGUUGAACCAGACAUCCCUGAUAAAUCCAGAGAGAGACAGAACACACCUAAGGCGAGAUUCGCUAUACCUUCUGUAGUUCCAAGGAAAGGAGUUGAGGAAAAAAAAGUGAAAGCAAGAAAAGGUGUGAGUCAGUCUAGCCUAGAUGUAGAGCAAGCUAAUACAUCAAUCAGCCAAAUCACUGCUCAGGAGAACAUAAAACCCAUAGUGGAAGAUACUGCCACAAUAGCACCAGUUCAUACCGAUAAUCAAGCUGAAACUGCCAAGAUCGAUGCGCCAAAGUUGAACGUCACCAAUUCACGACCUAAUGACAAUUCAGAUUAUCAUGGUGCGAACUUUAGUUCAAUUCCAAUCUCAGUGAACGCGAACACCUCUCACAUAGAGGUCACGAAUGACACAACGAAGUCUUCCCCACCUCCUGUGGAAAAAAAACACAUACCGAAGCCUAAGCCAACAGUGACUACUGUCGGCAAAUCGGAAACUAACGAGUCCAGGCUGUCCUCGCGCAACAAGAGCUCCCCGCUGGGUGCGCCGAGAAAGAUCGAUUACAUCGUGCCAGUCAUCAUAACGAUUGUCACUUUGCCGAUACUGGGUACUGGUAUUUUUCUAUUGUACAGACGCGGUCGAGAUUGCUGGGACAAGAGGCACUACCGAAGAAUGGAUUUUCUGAUCGACGGAAUGUACAACGACUGAAAGAGCCGCGAAGGCGACAAUUUGCAAUUUGAGAUUAUACGGGCGUGUAAUUUCGCAAUGGGAUAUCAAUCGUUGCAUUUACUACAGUCUUCAGCAAAUGCAAAUGUUACGCUUGCUUUCGAUACUGUUUCGACACUUUUCCUCGACGCAAUUCAAAACGCAGCCGAUGAAAAUUCAAUGAAAGAACUUACCUCUCAGAAAAAUUUUGAGAAGAUAAAUUCUCUCAUUACAUCACACAUACAUACACAUCGAUUUCCGAACUGCAUUGGAAGGAAGAUGUUGAAAUCGUAUAGAAAUUAAGUAUACAAUCGGUUGAUUAAAGAUUGCAACACUUUUCCUUGAUGAAUUUUGUAAUACAUCUCGUAUUCAAUAGGAGAAUUUGUUCUUUUAGCAAUUUUUAGGAUAUAUAUAAUUCCUAUGGAAUACAGAGUGCGUUACAUCAUCGAAGAUGUCUCAAAGCAAGGAACAUAUCGAGAAAAAAUUUUACAGGAAAUCUUUGAGAGAAACAAGGAUCUACAAUACGGUCGCAAUUACGUUUUAAAGUCGUAGCACUAGUCUGUAAAUCGAUCAUACGUCCAUUUUUUUCACGUAAGCUUACAAGAAAUAAAAAGCUCCAUUGACGAAUUCAAUAAAACUUUUCAUUUCUCACGAAUUUACGUGAAGGAAAUGGAUAUACGAUCGAUUCACAGACUACGAUCGCAUUGUAGACAAUUCUUUAAUCAACCGAUUAUGCGCGUUCUUUUAGAGUAAUCGUUGCUAAGUUACAGCAUCGAUUUUAUAGUACAUGACAAUAUUUAUGCGAAAAAACUAAGUCUAUCGGUAUCCAUUAAUAUGUUCGCUAUCAGCGUCACACAUAUGUGAUCACACUUUCGAUUUCUCUCCGGAAAACUAAGCAGGCUUAGUUUUGUAAUUUCCUAACGCUUACGUUAUAACUGUAACGCUAUCUAACGCAAACGUUACACGUCGUCGCGCAGAUAUAAUAAGUACUAUAAUAGCUGCGCAACGAUGUUCAACGAUAAUGACAUUGUCGUUAAAAAUUGUAGAACAAGUGUCACAAUUCAUACAUUAUGCUUUAAACGCUCAAUUUGUCCAUUUCAUACAUUUUAUCUGCGCAAACAUGCACUGCAAGCGCAAAUACUGCAAAUAUAGCGUAGACUAUAGUGAGGUUUUUGAUUCAAGCGCGAUAGCGAACGUGUUAAAGGACCCGACGCUUUGCCGACGCAAUACAAACGUAUAAAAUAAUAUAUAUAUCGCGCAAUCGUGCAACGAUAUAACGUCUACAUUCAGUGUACACUGACGUCCAAGCUUGUGCAAUCUUCUCGUCGUACUGUUGCCUUAAUAGUAACACGGUGAAAAUUUUGUGAUUUGUUACGCAGCGAUCGACGCGUUCAACAUAACACUUCGUGUAAUCUUUUUAGCGGAAUCCUUUUAUAUUAUGUCCUCAAGAGAAUUCUUCUAAUAUCAAAAAAAAAUAUUCUAAACGCAGUGUUUUUAAAUUUAGAAGACUUUCGUCUUUUAUCAAGUCUUAUUCUUAAUAGAAGUUUCUCCUAGUAAAAGAACAUUCUGUUUCAAGCAAACAUAUUCCUCUCGAUUCAAAAAAAGAGAAAAAGUCGUAAUAAUAUCAAAUAGAUUGCCAAUUAAUAGUUCAUUUUGUUAGAAGAGAAAUACUUUUUCGAUAAGAACUUUCGCUUAAAAUAUGGGAUUACAGGAAAUAGCACCUUGCAACUAGAAUUCUUUUUUAGGUGUUACAAUGUUUUCCGUUUGGUUUAAAAAAUUUCUCUUGAUAUAUAUAAGAUUUUCGCUAAGAAUAAGAUUAUACUUUUUGUAUGUAUUAUACUUUGGGUAUGUAUACUAUUAGGCAGGGUUGGAAAGUAACUUUUCGUUACUCUUCAAAAAUUAUUUUUCUAACCCUGCUAUCUAGUAGUUUCGGCUAAUUCUAUCUUUAGGAUAACAGACGCAAAGAAUCAUAUCAAACGAGGAACAUUGUGUUGAGACAACGAUUUUGUAAAUAAUUUGCACAAUGACUUCCGCGCAUUGCAUAUACCCAGCAAGCACAGAGAAUAUAACUAUUAUAUAACAUAAAAGUAACACGUAAUAUAACAGCUAUUAUACAUUAUUAAUGUUAAAGUUGCGCAAUUCUCUUUAUAACCGCAAUGUAACUUUUUAAGAAACUGUUAAAUUGCUCCAUUAUUUACUGAUUAUAACGGUAUAAUAGCAAUAUAACUAAAAUAUAAUAGGUUAUAUAACAAGUAUAUUGUUUGUGUUACAUCUAUGUUAUAUAACAUUUUUAUAUCCAGAUGUCGAGUCACUCGUUAGAUAGCUUCCGUUUCUUAAAUAUUUCAUUAAAUAUGAUGAAUUAACAUACAUACAAAAACGGUGAUCACGAGAUGGCAAAACUUGUACCAUGGAAUUCACUCUUAUAAUCAAGUGACAUAUCUUUUGAUUUUUUUGAAACUGCGGUCAAAGUAAUAAUCCCUCCCAAUGAAAUUAUUUAUAGAGAUGGGAAUAGAUAAAUAGCAAUAGCCUCAACAACAUAAGAUAUCCUGAGGAUACUUCAGAUGUUUCAAAUGAUAGAAUAAUUCUGGGAUAUCUUGUGUUUAUUUGAGAGCUAAUUAAUUUAGAAGAUAGCUAGAUACUUUUAUGUCAUUAUCUUUACAAAAAAUAUAAUUUUUUAUAUGAAAUAAUUAUAGUAUUUUUAGAAACAUACUUUUAAAAGUUAACUGAUAUUUGAGUGACAGCUUUAUAUAACUGCUACAUACAAUUAAAUAACUAAAGUUGCUGGAAAAUGGAUCAUUUGUAUUCCAGCUAUAUAAUAUUUCAGCAAUUGAUAUAACAGCUGUAUAACAUUUAAUAACAUGUUAUAUUUUUAUUUUAAGCUGCAACAUCGUUUGAGUGGGAAAUUACUAUUGUAAUAAAAUUACAACUAACGUGUAUGUUAUACGUAACAAACAUGUUAUAUUGCAUGUUACUUUUUAUUACAUUACGGCAACGUAACAGUUAUAUAAUUGUGUUUGCUGGGUACUGUCCUAAAUUAAUUCGUAAAGAUGUAUGUACAUCUAGAAAAAAGUUCUCUAGGAAAUCUUCGCUUUUGUCCACGUGAGAGAAUCUUUAUGUAAAUGUUACGUCUUCUACUAUCGCGAUCUUCCUUCGUGGAUGAGAAUCUACGUGUUACGUUUUAAUGCCAUUUAGGAAACGUAAGUGAAAUUUACCAAAGGGUCCAAUUUUGCCAAGUCCGACAAUAAUAGUAGCAAUCUGAAUCUCUACAGAAUCUCGGUCGAAUGAAGAGAUCGCAUUGUGCUUCGAGAGCGCUCCUUUAGCGAGUCGCGUGAUUCUUUUCCGCAGUACGAGAGCCCCCAUAGUUUGUAAGAUGACGCUUAAUUAUACGAGACGCGAUAUAAGAUACACAAAUUUACCAAAGAGUUACCCCCCGGCUUGUGUAACAUGUCGUGCAUUAUUUGUAUUUUUAUUCAUACUGUGUAUUUAUGUUGCAUUUCUAUUUCGCAGGACGAUUUACGAGUCUCGAAUCUAUUUAGUAUCACUUAGUGAGGAUAUUUUUAUCGGUAUUUGCCAUAUACGAGAUAUCGAAAUAGGCAGCAUGAGACGUUCUCUCGCUAUGUAAAUACGAUAAAUGAUUUAUACGAAAAUUAUACUCAGUCUUUAAGACUUUUUGAGAUUGUGAUUUUUAUGAGCGAAAUUACGUUUCGGGUUUUCGAAAGUGUAUAUUUUAUUAAUGCACGGGAAAGCAAUAAUAAUAAUAUAAUUAUUUUUAUACGUCUAUGUAAAAGAAAGAUUAUUCAUAUUGUUACGAAAUAUACGUACUUGCAAAUCA